This is a messenger RNA of Temnothorax curvispinosus, 2834 nucleotides long. Its product is annotated as F-box/LRR-repeat protein 2-like. Gene Ontology annotation, biological process: SCF-dependent proteasomal ubiquitin-dependent protein catabolic process. The transcript is spliced from 6 exons. Gene Ontology annotation, molecular function: protein binding. The record is from RefSeq and is a predicted model, not a curated record. Gene Ontology annotation, cellular component: SCF ubiquitin ligase complex. Bases 632 to 2320 code for a protein of 562 amino acids. NCBI's taxonomy places the organism in Eukaryota, Metazoa, Arthropoda, Insecta, Hymenoptera, Formicidae.
CCGCUUAAAUAAAGGAGUUAUUAAAAAAGUUAUUUUACAACUCGCAUACGCGCCCGAUCUUUGAAUCGCAUCGAUACCCAAUAUACAACACGACUUGGAAGGUUCUGUUCGGGGCCGCUAGGGACGCGCAACAGUCGCUACCCAUGACUCAUGACGAAUAUGCUCACGGCCACGUGUUUGUGCUUCUCACCAUGCCCUCUGACCCCUCCCCUUCACCAGUACCAUUAGGGCUGCGUUCGGAAACGUCACCCGGGUAUACACGGAUUUACACGGGUAUACUCCCUUCUCCUUCUAAUUCGCUGAGAUAGAAAGAGAAGGAAGUAUACUCGUGUGCACUCGGGUGACGUUUUCGAACGCAGCCCAGCGUACAUACCACGCGAACCUCCCGCGGCUCCCGCUCAUGUUGUAAUCAUGCUCCCGCCAUGCGGACCAUGCAGUUAAAGCGGGGAGCACCCGGAGCACACACUUCUGCAUAACGCAUAAAACGUUCGUGUUCGUUGCAGAAACGUGAUAACGUUUAUUAACUGAAACGCAAAUGUGGUGCCUGUUCAGAGAAAUUAAACACCUCAACCUUGGAAUCUGAAAACGUCGGUAAAGCUGAUCCAAUCGUCGAAGAAAUUAUCCGAUCGACAUGGAAGCGGUCGAGGAGAGCGAGCCCAACGUUCUUCGCGAGAUCGCGAGUGAGGAGGAGCUGGCGCAAAUCCCGAGAGAAUCAACGAGGAAAAUCAAUGCGCAUUUUAAUGCAAAGUUCGAGGAGUUUAUAACCGCCAAGGCGGUUUUCGAGACCAGCCGAAAAUGUUUGGAGCAAAAUUUAGAGACGGCGCAGAAGGAACUUGCAGAGCUGCAGAAGUUGGAUCUUGACGAGCGUAGAGGGAAGUUGGAGCUAGCGGAAAAGAGCAAUACAGAAGUAUGUAGCAAUCUUGAGGAAGUGAAAAUUGAAGUGCACGGAUUACAGGAAUCUGUCAAACGGUUGGAGAAGGAAAAUUGUGAAUUACGUAGUCAGAGAGACACAGUUACGGAUGAGGCUAAUGCAUUACAACUGCAAGUUGAAAGGCGGGAUACCGAAAUUGAAAGAAUGCUUACCGAAUUGUCCUCUUUAAGCUCUCAGCUUCAAACUGCCAUUGCGACCAAGUGCCAAACUCUUGUACAGAAAUACUCGCCUCGUAAACUAUUAAAAAGUCAUUCCAAUUGUGUAAACAGUAUGGAACUCUCUUCGGAUGAAUCCAAGGAGCUAUCACGUUGCAGUUUAUCUGCGCUUCCUAAUGAAAUAUUACUAAAAAUACUUAAAUACUUAGAUUUGGAAACGUUAUGCCGCAUGAGUCAGGUAGAUAAACGCUUCAAAGAUCUAACACAGGACCCUGAACUCUAUACACAUUUGGACAUGACAAAUAAAUCUGAGAAAUAUAUGUGCCACGUAUUUUCUUAUUUUACACCUAGAUGUAAAUAUUUGCAACAAUUAGAUCUUACAGGAAGCAAGUUUGAUAUUGAUGAUUUUGUAAACUUUCUUAAUAAUUGCGGCAGUUGUGUAACGCAUUUAAGAUUAAGUAAAUGCAUAUUAAUUAAAUGCUACACGGAUUUUAAUCCUGCGCUAAAGGAAAUUGGAAAAACAUGCAAAAAUUUGAAAGAAUUGGAUCUAAGUGAUUGUCGGUGUGAUUGCUACAGAAAUUUUUCGUAUUUUGAGGAGCUAAAUAAUUUGGAAUCUAUAAAUUUUUGGGGUCUGCCAAAUUCCAUGGAACAUAUUUGUAAAGUACUGCAAAAUAAUCCGCGUAUUCGUGAGAUCAGAGCCCGGAUCUGGGACGAUAAAAUUCUGGUAGAGUUGGCAAAGUGUCGCGACUUGGAAGUAAUACAUACACUGUACAUCUCAUCAGAUGAAGAUGUUACAUCUCAGGGUAUUAAUGCUCUCGGUAACUGUAAGAAUUUACAAAAAGUGUCCCUUUAUAUAAAUUGUUCCCUAGCGGAUGACAGCUUAUUCAGAUUAUUUUCUUCCUAUCAAAACUUGCAAGAAAUUAAUUUGUACUUUUAUGUCCUCACUAAUCACCGGUUGGAAUUACUAGCGCAGUGCAAAAACCUAAAAAAUGUAUAUCUUGAACAUCUGAUACCUUGGAAUGAUCCAGAUGAUCCUGAUAAAUAUUCCAUUAUUUUGAAACAAUGUCCUAAAUUGCAGAAGUUUUCUCUCACAAGCUGUAAUGUAAGUGAUCAAUUACUUGAUCAAUGGGAGGAAAGAUAUCCACAUGUGUCUAUCUAUAAUACAGACGACUACGAUCAUCGAGAGUAUAUUCGCUGUGUGCGCUGGUAUACUAUGCGGAAAAGUAGGACUUAGAGCGCCCAUGGUGGCCGGAAUUUGCAUUAUUUGCUGGAGUUUUCUAAUACAUCGUAAUGGAAAAAUUGCGGAAAGGAAAUUUAAAUUGUUGCGUGAACACGUGUAAGAAUGUAUUUCACAAUACAAGUUCAGAAAUAAAAUUUUAUUUUUUUCCAAAAGCGAUUUAUAAAAUUGAGCAGCGAAAAAUGUGGAUACGUUGGGUACAAAAAAUAAAGUAAGUAUAUUCUUUGAGAUUAUAUGAUCAUAUUUUACCUCGUUUAAAAUAAUGGUAUUUAUUUAGAAUACGGGCCUCACCUCCAAUAUCAAUAAAAUUAUGCUUAAUCGACAUGUGACUACGGGGCAUGUACAUGUCGCUACAUUUCAUCGAUAUGACAGGUUUUCUAACUUAAAUAGUUGUCAACUUUAACGAUUAAUAUCUCGCUUCGCGAGGCAGACUGCCGCGUUUUUCUUCCAGAUUCUUUCGUUUCGUGUAAAAACGCGUCAAUAAUGUAUUUUGAAUAAAUAAUCAAAACAA